UUCACAUUUGCACGCCGCUCAACGGCAUAUUUCGAAAUUUUGAACGCAAGGCGGAUGGAUAAUGAAAUUUUCGACAUCGCCUCAAGACUUUAACAAUUAGGUACAUUGAAACCCCGCAAAAAAUUGCGCCUAUUUCUGAAAAUCUGCCGAUUUUACUAAAAUUUCUAAUAAAGCGAUAACUAUUCCUGAAAAUUUUUCUAAUUUCUUGGAAUUCAAUUUUCGUGGCAAACUCAAACCGGCUUCGGCCGAAAUCGGUUCACUGCACGACAACUCCUCGUUCCUCCACGCUUCCAUCUUCCAUUUCCAAUGCGUCCUUUACGUUUACCUUUAGUAGUGUUGUAUGACAGCCAGUUUCACUGAUUAUUUAUGAACGGAUAAGCCGAAAUGCGUUGAAAAAUCAUCAAAUUAUCCACAGAAUGUUGGCGGAUUACGAGGAAGACGCCCAUUUUUGCAUCAAAUGCCACGUCACCGUCAUCGGUUUGGAUAAUUACAUCAAUCACAGGAAAACCGAAUGUUUGAAAAAUUUAAAUGAAACACCGAAAUCGCCUCUGCCUAGUCAACUUUUACCACCAGACGAAUCGUUUAAUUUGAAAGCCGAUGAUUUUUUCUCUUCCCUCGAGCUCAGAAGCAGUUCCAAAAAAUCCGAAGUCCAAUCCACGUCGGGAAAGAACUUCAGCGGUAUUUUAACCAGAAGCAAAACCACCGCUGUUAUUCAAGCAAAUGCAAUUAAAGACCCCGAACCGCAACAAUCAAAAUCGGGGAAAAACGUUUGGAUUGGUGGUCAUCAAUUAAAAGAAUUGGGUUAUGGAGACAAUCAAUCGAAACUUAUCACAGCCGUUAAUAACCUCGAAAGAAGGAAAGAAGAACCUCAGAGGCUCCAAGUUUACGACGACAGCGAUGAUGAUUCGGAUGAAUACGAUUACGAUGUUGACGAUAGCAGCAGUGAUGAUCAAGAUAGACCUCCUAGAAACCACACUGGUGGAAAAUGGAAACCUUCAUCUCCUAUACAAUGGACAAAAAACGACUGGCACGUUCCUCCACCCAACUUCACCGGAGGCAAGUGGAAGCCUAAACGACCAUCAACCCCAACUAGAGGAAAAUGUAAAGAAACAGAUGUCCCGCCUCCAUCUUUUACAGGCAGCAAAUGGGUCGCAUCAAAGAAACAUGACUCAGAUGUACCCCCACCCACUCACACCAAAGGUAAAUGGAAGCCAAAAGGCACCGAAGAAGAUGAACUACCACCAAGUUAUACUAAAGGAAAAUUCAAAGCUAAAACAGACAAUCAAUACCCUACUGGUGGUAAAGGCAAAUGGAAACCUCCUGAAAAUUUAGACGAAGAUGACCCACCGCCAAACUACACCAAAGGAAAAUGGAAACCAAGAAGCGAUGAAGAUCAAUAUUCGACUGGCGGUAAGGUGAAAUGGAAACCACAAAUAUUCCCGCCGCCCACCCAUACCAAAGGCAAGUGGAAACCUCGAACCGAAAACGAAGAUGAAGCUCCUGCGGCUAAUUACCCCAAAGACAAAAUGAAACCGAAAGCACUACCAUCGACUUCGAAACAAUCGCAGGAAAAACCCGAAGGAAAAUGGUUAGCCAAAAAACUAUGCCCUUCCGAAGAAACCAAUAAAAAAAUAACCGAUAACUCUCUGUUAAGAAAAUCCAGCGGAACCGUGCAGUAUUGGUGUAGCCCUUGCAACAGACGUUUAGCUUCAAAAAUAGUAUACGAACGGCACUUGAAGUCGGAAUUGCACUUCAAACGCACGUCUAAAGAUAGAGAAUUCGACGAAAGCGAUGAGUUGACUCUAUUUAGUCAAACAGGAAGAACCAAACCACCUGAACAUAUAUUUAGUAACCAAGACGCUGAGGCUACUAAGAGGAAGAGGAUAAGGAAGAAGCGGUUCGAGAAAUGCGAAGUAUGCCAUUCGAAAGUAAAGAAAUUUAUGAUCGGAAAGCACCUCAUAUCGCACUAUCAUUGUAGGAAAGGUGAUAUAAAAUCGGACGUAGCUAAAAAAAUGGUAUUGGAGAAUAUACAUGGCGUUGUUUUGGAAAGUCCCUUCCAAUGCAGCAUCUGCAAAUUCUAUUGUAACACGCAGGAAGAUUUUUUACAUCACUGGUUAUCUCCUGAACACGUUAACCGGCAAGCACCUGGCUAUUUUCUCUGCAUAUUAUGCAAAUAUCAAUCAUUUGAUUCUGAACAAAUGCACAAACAUCUGAUUUCAUCCGAACAUAUGGAGGUUGUGAUGGUAAUCAACAGAUCUGUACCGAUUGUAAUCAAGAAAAUCAGUCCGAUACGGUGCUCAGUUUGCGGUCAAGAAUUUCUGCUCAACAUACAAUUACUAAGCCAUUGCAGGAAAUUCGGUCACGACAUUACUCAAACACAAACCUUUCUCAACACUCACGUAUGUAACGUCUGCGGCUUGGGCCUCCUAUCCGAUGAAAGUCUUCGAAGGCACAAGAAGAUGGUCCACAAACACAAAUACUACAUUUGCUCGAUUUGCAAUUUAAAAUUCGACAAUAUUACCGAGGCUAAGUUACACAGAACUACUUUAGAGCAUAAGUACACCAGCAAGAGGAAACGCAACGGAGCUGGUCCAUUGAAAAAGUGCCAGUAUUGUGAUGCCGGUUUCUCCAAUUUUCUUCUGCUUAAAGAACAUCUCAAGAGUGUACACCCAGAAGAAAAAUCCAGAUGUCCCCACUGCGGAGAAACUUUCACCGUAGCCCAGGAGUUGACGAACCAUCUACGCUUGAAACUCUGUAAAUUCGAAGCUCCUUUGGAAGCACCCGAAAGCAUUCUUCAAUGCGAAAGGUGCCCGUUCUUCUCAUCGUCCGUGUCGGAACUACUCUUUCACUUGGCCCUUCACGAGGAGCCGCAAACCAUCGUCCAAGAACCGACGACCAGCACUCGCAUGAAGAUGAUGGUGAAAUUCAAGUGCCCCGUUUGCGAAAAGUUGUUCCCCAAAGGAUCCCUCCAAGGGCACAUCAGGCAACAUACCGAGGAGCGACCCUUCGAAUGCGAAAUUUGCGGAAAGUCCUUCGCCAGGAAGAACAAUCUGCAGUACCACGUGCGCAAUCACGAGAAGAGCGAAAAGGCCAAAGUUAAAAGCGUCGCUGCAGAGCAGUCGUUUUUGUGUUACAUAUGCGGAGCUAAUUUCAAGAAGAGGGCGAUCCUUCAGCAGCACAUGCAAAUCCACACGGGAAAACUGUGCAAAUGUCCGCAUCAAGGAUGCAUUUUCGUAGGAAGAAAGAUGGCCGAGCUGAAGGAGCAUUUUCUUAUUCAUUUGGAUGAAAAGAACUUCGCUUGCAACACCUGCGAUUACAAAGGGAAGACGAAGUCCUGUUUGAUAAGGCAUAUGACAAUGCACAAAGAAACGAAAAAACUGAAUUGUCCGCAAUGUUUGUUCACCACAAGAAACCCGCAGCAUUUGAAAAGGCAUCUACGAACGCAUACAGGAGCUAAGCCUUACAGCUGUCCUCAUUGCGACUACAAAUGCAGUAAUUUAGAAAACCUUCGAAAGCACGUCAUCUCCACUAACAAGCACGUGGGAAAGUAUCUGUACGAGUGCAGAUUUUGCGAAGAACUCGCCAGCCCGUUUCAGACGAAUUUCGCCAAAGAAUUCAAAGCUCACUUGGUGACGGAACAUUCAGACAUGUUCGCGAACAACACAGACGCCACCUCCUACAUUGCAGGCAUUUACGACGGCCAAGACGACACCAAGCACGUUUUUGUCGAGCAACACAAUUGCAGCGAAAUGGAUCAAUCGCUGGCACCUGCAGAAGAGCCCAACGAAAACAUACUCGUGCUAAACACCGACGCCGAUCCGAUCGUUUGUCAAGCCGACGUGUCCGCGACGUCGAAAGAAAUCGAGAAUUUGCAGGAUUCCUGGAGCUUAGUGGGUAGAUACGACGUGGAAGAAGCUUCGGGUACUCUGAUACCGUUCGAAAGCGACAGCGAGAGCUUAUUUCAAGAGCACUUUUGAAGAACAAAAAAAUCCCCCGUUACGACCCUGGAUAAUUCCUAUCUGCCUUUCCGUUUCCAAGUAUACGUAUAUACGCUUACAUGCCUAUCGUCCAAUUGAUGAAUAAAGCCCCGGGGGGCCAUGAUGAAGAACUCGAAGGCAUAAAUAACCAAACCACUCAGCUUGAGGCUGACCUGAGUUAUUUCUUCUUAUUCGUCGAUUCUUAUUCAUUAUUCCGUUGUUCUGUCAAUCAAGCUCGCAGUGGCUCCCAUCCUUCUGCCAACCCGUUCGGGCACCAACAAAAUGGCUGCUAAAUUCCUUUUCUAUAUAUCUACCUAAUCUUUCCACUACUGAAUGUUUAUGUUGAUUUUGUCUCAUCCUGAAUUUACAAUUCUGCAGGUGAGUUUAAUUUUUGCGUGUUACGAUGUUGUGGUGAAAGUAAUUAUUCAGUUAAUAAAGGAUUUUUUU
Messenger RNA from Phyllotreta striolata, 4424 nucleotides. Lineage: Eukaryota; Metazoa; Arthropoda; Insecta; Coleoptera; Chrysomelidae. The record is from the annotation of a GenBank genome assembly.